This is a messenger RNA of Temnothorax curvispinosus, 862 nucleotides long. Its product is annotated as odorant receptor 22c-like. Gene Ontology annotation, molecular function: odorant binding; olfactory receptor activity. The record is from RefSeq and is a predicted model, not a curated record. Gene Ontology annotation, cellular component: plasma membrane. Gene Ontology annotation, biological process: detection of chemical stimulus involved in sensory perception of smell; sensory perception of smell. The transcript is spliced from 4 exons. The coding region runs from base 8 to 784 and encodes 258 amino acids. Lineage: Eukaryota; Metazoa; Arthropoda; Insecta; Hymenoptera; Formicidae.
GUUCUUCAUGUACGGCGGUGCCGUCUUCUUCUAUCUCGCUCUGCCGUUCAGUGUCGGCAAGAUUACGGAGAGUGACGGAAACCUGACGUAUCGGCCAUUAGUGUAUCCGGUCGCCAGAGCAAUCGUCGACGUACGAUACAGUCCUGUCAGUGAGAUUUUCUUCUGGAUGCAAUGCUUGUCGGGUUUCCUCGCGCACUCCAUCACCGCCACUGGAUGUAGCUUGGCCGCCGUGUUCGCGAUGCACGCCUACGGCCGUAUGGAAAUCCUAAUACGGUGGAUCGAGCAUUUGCUAAACGAACGGAAAGAUUUGUGCGAUACCAUGGAUGAGAGAUUGGCGAUGAUCGUGGAACAGCACGUUCGAGUUUUACGUUUUAUAGCACUAACGAACAAGAUACUGCGCGAAAUAUCUGUCGUGGAAGUUGUGCAGUGUACAGAAUGGGAGAGCAAAAAGACUACAAGUUAUAUAACGUAUAUUGUCCUGCUUCUAUCUUUUACGUUCAAUAUUUUUAUAUUUUGUUACAUCGGCGAACUUGUUGCCGAAAAGUGGAAGAAGAUCGGCGAGGUAUCGUACAUGAUCGAUUGGUAUCGUUUAUCAGAAAGAAAAGCUCUCGAUGUCGUGUUGAUGAUUGCUAUGUCCAAUGCAUCGAUCAAAUUUACCGCUGGAAAUCUCUUCGAAUUGUCCUUCAGUACCUUCAGCGACGUGAGUAACGCAAUGUCAAAUGUUUAUCGUAUCUAUUUGCGAGCAGCAAAUGACUUACGUGUUGCUCAUCCAACUUGUAGGUGAUUAAGACAUCAGUCGCCUAUUUUAACAUGCUGCGUACAUUAAAUAUAUAAAACUUGUUCAAAGGGUAAAAAUUAUUAA